Cryptosporidium muris RN66 is the source of this 585-nucleotide messenger RNA. RefSeq lists its product as uncharacterized. The record is from RefSeq and is a predicted model, not a curated record. The transcript has 2 exons. NCBI's taxonomy places the organism in Eukaryota, Apicomplexa, Conoidasida, Eucoccidiorida, Cryptosporidiidae. Bases 1 to 585 code for a protein of 194 amino acids.
AUGGACCAUCAGGAAAAGUAUCCAAUAGAUACAGUGAAAUGCAGUAAUAGAAUAAAAUUCAAGCUAAUUGACACAACUAUCAUUGGAUUAAAGGGACAACUUAAAUGUUUAUUUCCUAUAUUCUUAGAGGAUUCACAAGGUCUUAAAAAAUAUAAAGUAAAUUUGGGUGACACAAACAAGUGUUUACUAGUUAAGUUUGAGAAGAGAGUACUAGAAAAUUCAAAUAGGAAUUUGUGGGAAAUCCUAAGAUUACAAUAUAAUACAUGGGAAACCUUCAAUUUUAAGAUAACACAAUGUAAACCAAGAAUAGUAAAUGAUAAUAAAGUAGACGAAUCUUUGAGUUUGGAUUUCAAAGAUUACAUUUUAUUUAACAGAUAUUAUAUCAUAAAUAUUUUGCUUCUAGCAUUAUUUUAUUGGAGACUUUUAAAAAAGUAUAAAUAUAGGAAAGUAUUAUAUUUUAUAUCUAGAAGUUCAAUGAUUGAGAAACUUGAUUUAGAGAUAUAUGACAAACAUAUAACAACAAAGGACCUUCUUAAUAUAUCAAAUUCAAGUAAAGAUUCUGAAUUGCUAAUUUUUAUGGAAUGA